AUGCAAGUUGGUCAUUUGCUUCAGGCGCACUUGCUGCUGCCAGAAGCAGAUGCAGGUACGGAAACGGUGGACACCCCUUUCGAGGCAGCGGAGGGACAAGAAGAGGCAGCUCCAAAGCCCACGGUGUCCAAGGAGGAGCUCAUGCAGCGGGCAGCCGCUGAGCUGCCACCCAUGACAAACUUGGGACCCAGCGGACACGUUUGGGAGCUCACCGAGGAAGAGGCAGCUUGGCAAAAUGUGGGACACCGGGAAGGCAUGCGUUUGGUCGAUGCAAGUCGCCAUAUGCCUCUGCAGUUCCAAGUGCUACCUGCUGCCGUGGCCACCGGCCGCGUGCCAGACGGCUUGGAAGAUACAGAGGUACGGAAGUGGGUCAAGCAGAGGUUCGGAAAGCAUGCUCCAGUGCAUCGCAUGGCGAUCAUUCUCCUCACUGGGAAGCCUCCUGGUAUGGAAGAGAAUCGCAGGGACAGUGAUACUGCCUGA
This is a messenger RNA of Symbiodinium necroappetens, 480 nucleotides long. NCBI's taxonomy places the organism in Eukaryota, Dinophyceae, Suessiales, Symbiodiniaceae. The record is from the annotation of a GenBank genome assembly.